AUGGCCCCGACUAUUGUCUUCAUCACCGGUGCCAAUCGCGGCUUGGGCCUAGGGCUUGUCAAUAGUUUCAUUGCUAAACCGAACCAUGCAAUUUUCUCAUUUCCUGCCGUCCGUGACCCAGCGCACUCGACCGCCCAGAUACUUGUUGGGCUCCCCGGAGGCCAGGGUAGUCGUGUUAUAGUAGCCAAGUAUGAAGCGGGGACUGAGCAGUCUGCCUUUGAUGCGGUCAAAGAAGCAAUCAAUCAGGAAAUCAGCCACCUCGACAUCGUUGUCGCUAAUGCUGGCAUUGCCAAAUUGUAUCCACUCGUCAAGGAUGUCAAGCGGGCCGAUAUAGUCGAGCAUAUUGAUGUCAACGUCUUAAGUGCCGUGUCGUUGUACCAAGCUACACGCGAUCUGCUGCAGAAGUCAACUGGAAAGCCGAUCUAUGCCAUUAUGGGAUCUGGAGCCGGUGUUCUCGCACGCCAACCUCCUGUCCCAAGUGCGGCGUAUGAUGCAUCCAAAUCUAUCAUCAACUGGUAUGGUGUUCGGAUCAACGCCGAGGAUGAGUGGCUUAAUGCGUUUGUUUUGGAUCCCGGCUGGGUGCAGACCGACAUGGGCAAUGAAGCUGCGCGGGGUUGGGGGUUGGAGGAGGCGCCUGACACCCUCGAGAAGUCCAUUACUGGGAUGGUUGAGGUUCUAUGCAAGGGAACUAAGGAACAGUAUGGUGGCAAGCUCGUGCUCUACUCAGGUGAGGUUCAGCAAUGGUGA
Penicillium robsamsonii is the source of this 747-nucleotide messenger RNA. Its product is annotated as Short-chain dehydrogenase/reductase SDR. Gene Ontology annotation, molecular function: oxidoreductase activity, acting on the CH-OH group of donors, NAD or NADP as acceptor. The coding region runs from base 1 to 747 and encodes 248 amino acids. NCBI's taxonomy places the organism in Eukaryota, Fungi, Ascomycota, Eurotiomycetes, Eurotiales, Aspergillaceae. The transcript has 3 exons. The record is from RefSeq and is a predicted model, not a curated record.